Molecule: messenger RNA, 1893 nt
Organism: Rotaria socialis
Lineage: Eukaryota; Metazoa; Rotifera; Eurotatoria; Philodinida; Philodinidae
Source: the annotation of a GenBank genome assembly
AUGAAAUACAGAACAUCAAUGAAUUAUCAAGAUUGCGAACAGUAUCACCUAUUUAAUAAUGAUGUUCUUCUGUUUGAAAAUGCAACUUCAGCAAGAACAAGCCUAAAUACAGUAUCAAACUAUGCUAAAAAUAUACUUGCUCAAUUAUCUUUAAUGCGUGAUAAAGUUGAAUUAUGUGAUUUUCGCAUUGAUAUUAAUAAUAAACAUUUUUUAUGCCAUAAAUUUUUACUGAUAGCAACAUCCGAUUAUUUCAAAGUUAUGUUCAAUGGCCAUAUGAAUGAAAGCCAAUCGGAUCAUGUCGAAUUAAAAGGUUUUGAAAGUUCAUCAAUUGGUGUUGAAUCCAUGAUUGAGUUUUGUUAUUCGGGUUCAUUACAAAUAACAUUCGAUAAUAUCGAUCAAUUAUUACAUGCAGCUACGCAUCUGCAAAUAAAACAUGCGAUUGAUUUAUGUUCACAGUUUCUUAUCGAAUCCUGUUCAAUAAACAAUUGUAUUGAUAUAUAUAAAAUAGCUGAUUUCUAUUCGCUAUCGAAUGUCUUAGAUAAAGUACAUUUGUUUAUAUCGAAAAAUUUUCUAUCCCUAAUGUUUCAAGCGCGUGAACAAUUUGAACAAUUGACAUACGAACAAAUCUAUCAAGAAUUAUCAUGUGAUACACUGGAAAUGAAUACCUGCAAUGAAUAUGAUUUAUUUACAAUGGCAUGUGCAUGGAUUGAAGCCGAUCUUACUGAACGAAAAAAAUAUACUGUGGAACUAUUUAAACAGAUCCGUUUUAUGUUAAUGACACCGGAAGAAUUAUGUGAUCAUGUACGUAAACAUGAACUCAUUAAUCUUAAUGAACAAUCAAGAAAAUUAGUUGAAGAUGCUCUAUGUUAUCACGCUUCACCUAAUCGCCAACCAUUAUUCAAUUAUAUACAAUGUCAGAUAAGAAGUCAACCAAUAUUAGUUGCCAUUGGAGAAAUAGAAUUAUUUGCAUUGAAUACAAUAUUAGACAGAUGGGAAACAAUAUGUCAAGCACCAUUAGAAGAAAAUUAUCCGUAUCCGUUUAGUGCAAUAACAGUUAAUAAUUAUUUAUAUGUGUUGGGUACACGUCGAUCAUCAUCUGAAGAAUAUAAAUCAUGUUAUCGUUUUUCACCACGUACAUGUGAAUGGACUAAAUUACAGAAUCUGUUACAUGAUCGAUCACGUUUUGCAGCUGUUCACAUUGAUAAAUACAUUUACAUUAUGGGCGGAUUUGAAGGAUUUAAACGGACAACACGUAUCUAUGUAAAUACAAUCGAACGUUAUUCGAUUGAAAAUGAUCAAUGGGAAUUAUUUUCGACAGAGGGUCCACAACUUUCGUCGCUUGCUGCAUGUACAUAUAAUAAUUUGAUUUAUUUGGGUGGUGGAAAAAAUGGACAAUGGUCGAAAAUUGCUGAUUUUUAUUGUUUUUCAAUCGAUAAACGUCAAUUAGAACGGCGUGCAUCCAUGCUUAAUGCACGUACAACUCAUGCGUUUCAUUUAUUUGAUGAAAAAAUCCUUGCUAUUGGAGGUUUCGAUGAUGAUGGUAAUGGUAUGCUAUCAGUCGAAAGCUAUGACAUUCACUGUGAUCAAUGGACGAUAUUAACAUCAAUACCAGGUGCUAUUUCAAAGACAUGGCCACAAUCACUGGGUACUGUUCAUCGACAGAUUUAUAUAUCAGUUUUUCAUACGUCAAAUUCAUUCAUCGUCAUGCAGGAAGGAUACUUUUUUGAUUUGGAUACCCAACAAUGGAUAAAAGCGCCUGUUGUACACGAGCGUGCUCGCUAUUGUCCAACAGUUCAACUUCGAUUUCCCAAGAAAAUUAAAUCUAUGCAAACCCCCAGUAUUUCAUCAUCAGUAUCAUCGACGCCUAAUAACAUGUUGCUCUUGCAUACUUGA